GCGUCUGCUAACGCUUACGUUAUUGCGCAUGUGCAAGACUUGUUUUCUCGCUCGGAAUCUGUGUGCUUUGUAAGUUGCUUUGUGUUGCAUUUUGACGCAAUACUAAUGAAAACUUUGAAAACUGUUUUGAAUUUCUUUUAAUCUUUUAAUUUUCAACAAUUUGUAAAUGUCUUCCGCUUAUUAAUAGCUCAAUUAAAACAGAAAAAUGAAGAAGAAACUAUUUGAUUCUAAUAUAUGUUUGUGUUGUGUGUGUUGUCAGAAAAUCGAUCAUCGUCGUAGCGACAACUUGAGGAUGAAGAAAGAACAUGACACGAGAAAGAAGCACCGCAUCUCACAUAUGUUUCAACGUAGAGACCUACAAUUUUACAAAUUACCACUCUGAGUUUUCGUUGUUUUAUUAUUGAUUAUGAUUACGCAGAUACUUUGGCCAGGCAAAUAAUGCUCUCCAAGCUUGGAUUUUUAUUGCUUUUCGCUUGUAUAGCGUGUGUUUUACUAUUUCUUACAUUUGCGGGAAGAAGCUUGUCGUCACAGGUUCCAAAAGCGUAUCUGGUGCCUCUUCAGGUCACACACGAGAUACCUAGCAGAUCAUCAGGAGAUGUCAGAAUCAUAAGCGAACCAGAAUCAUGCAAUUCUACCUUCUUGACAUGGAUUGUUACGUCUUACGCAGGCGAUCCUUCAGCCAGAAGCGCUUUGCGCCGAGCGUACGCAGAUGAGGAAUUGCAAGCUCUAGGAAUUAGAAGAAUAUUUUUACUCGGCACGUUAAACAGCGAUGCUGAAAGAAGAACACGUGUGUCACAGGCUGCCUUAGCGGACGAGUCACGAAGAUUCGGCGACGUACUUCAGGGAGACUUUCAGGACACUUAUAGAAAUUUGACUCUUAAGCAUCUGAUGGGUCUUCGGUGGGCGACUGAAAACUGCAAAUAUGUUAGAUACAUCAUGAAAAUGGACGACGAUAUAGUUGUUAAUCUCUAUGAGAUAGUGGAAAAGAUACGUUCAGGUAUAACAGAAAAGAAUUCCUUAACUGGUUACAUUCUGAAGAACAUGAUUCCCGUACGAGAACCAGCUAAUAAAUGGUAUGUAAGUAAGACGGAGUACGCGGGUAAUGUUUAUCCCGAUUUCGUCUCCGGUUGGCUAUACAUUACUGAUCCGUCAGUGGCGAGUCGACUGAUCAAUCGCGCUGACUCUUCCCCAGAAUAUUUUUGGAUAGACGACGUGUUUGUUACCGGCAUCCUGAGACAAGCUCUAAAUAUUAAAAUCCAAAACAUCAGUGAGUUGUACACGACGGAUUACAGAUAUUUGGAAUGUUGUAUAAAGGGUAGACAAAAUUUGUUAAAAUGCGAAUUCUCGAUCGGUCCUAACGGUGGCAACGUAGAAUUGCAAGUAAAAUUUAAAGAAUUUGCGAAUUUCUGUCGUACGAAUUGUUCUGCUCGCACGGAAAGUAAUCUUGUCGGAAAAACGUGCGUGGCGACAUACAAAGAACCAAAGUUGCAUAACGGCGCUGUUCAGAUAAGCCAUAUUCAAAUUUUGUAAAAACGAGUAGGUAGGUAAUAACCAUUGAGACGACUAGUGAAGACUUUCUUAGAACAAAUAUUUAUUUUGUUUUGUUUCUUAACGACUAGUGGGCUACCAAUACCCAAUAUGUCAUUCUACAAGAAUAUAUGUUUAUAUUUUUAUAUAAAAUUUAUAUAUUUUUUACAAUGUGUGUUUGUAUCGUGUAAAUAAAAUGAUUGUGUAGUAAUUGUUUUGUUUUUUUAUGUAGUGAUAUUGUAACAGUUGUCUAAGAAACUUAUGUUUUGUACAAUCUUGUCUGUGUGAUAUACGGUACGUAUCAAACAAUUGUACGCAACAAGUUCUACUCUGAACGUUAGUCAAUUUAUUUAAGUUGAAACUCUUGAGAUCGUGAAAAUAUUAACAGCGUUUCUGCCGAAAAGAGAGUUAUAUCGAAAAGUAAUUAUCUGUUUAUUUUUGUGCUGGCAAAUUUGGACAAAUGUUAUUAAGAUUUGUGUUUCAGUUGCAUGACUAACACAAGUCUUGCAGUACCGCAUAUCACACAGACAAGCAAGACUGUAAUAUUGUACAAAAACAUAAGUCUCUUGGAUAAUUGUUACACACAACACAUCACUACAU
Pseudomyrmex gracilis is the source of this 2127-nucleotide messenger RNA. Its product is annotated as beta-1,3-galactosyltransferase 5. The transcript has 2 exons. Gene Ontology annotation, cellular component: membrane. Bases 439 to 1530 code for a protein of 363 amino acids. NCBI's taxonomy places the organism in Eukaryota, Metazoa, Arthropoda, Insecta, Hymenoptera, Formicidae. The record is from RefSeq and is a predicted model, not a curated record. Gene Ontology annotation, molecular function: hexosyltransferase activity.